Micropterus dolomieu (smallmouth bass) is the source of this 2390-nucleotide messenger RNA. RefSeq names its product trehalase (brush-border membrane glycoprotein) (gene treh). The transcript is spliced from 15 exons. The coding region runs from base 124 to 1863 and encodes 579 amino acids. Gene Ontology annotation, biological process: trehalose catabolic process. Lineage: Eukaryota; Metazoa; Chordata; Actinopteri; Centrarchiformes; Centrarchidae. Gene Ontology annotation, molecular function: alpha,alpha-trehalase activity. The record is from RefSeq and is a predicted model, not a curated record.
UUGAAAGCUAGGUGUCAGUAUGUUGCUGCUGUUCCGGCUUGAUAUAAACUUUGACCUGGAAGCAAUCCUCAGAUUGCAGACUUGGUCAUACUCUAGGUUCAGUUUAUACAGUCUUUGCUCAAGAUGCAUAACUUGAUGGUCUUUUGCUUUUCAUCAUUGGUUUUUUUCACCUGUGUAAAGACUGCUUUUCCACCACCAUGUGACAGUGAAAUAUACUGCACUGGGCCCAUCUUGCAUCAGAUACAGAAAGCUAAACUGUUUGAUGAUGACAAACACUUUGUUGACAUGAAGCUGAGGGAAACUCCUGAUGUUGUUUUGUCAGCUUUUCGCAACCUUUCACAUGAAUCCCCAAACAUGACUGUCACACCUGCCAAACUGCAGGAGUUCCUUAAUAAAUACUUUGAGGAACCAGGGACAGAGUUGGAGACGUGGACACCACCAGACUGGCAUGACAAGCCAAAGUUCCUGGGAGGAAUAGUGGACCAAGAACUACGUGCUUGGGCUGAGAAGAUACACAAUCUGUGGAAGUCUCUUGGCAGAAAGAUCCGCCCUGGUGUUAAAGCUCACCCAGAGCUUUACUCGCUCAUAUACACGCCAUAUCCUGUUGUCGUGCCUGGGGGGCGCUUCAGGGAACUCUAUUAUUGGGAUUCCUACUGGGUCAUCAACGGGCUCCUGCUGUCAGAGAUGACAGACACGGCCUACGGGAUGAUUCAAAACUUUAUCUACCUUGUCAACAGAUAUGGCUUCAUUCCAAAUGGUGGGCGGAUUUACUAUGAAAGGCGCAGUCAGCCGCCAUUUCUCACUCUAAUGGUGGAGAGCUACUAUCAAGUAACCAAGGAUAAAGAGUUCCUCAGAGCAGCUUUACCAGUUCUGGAGCAGGAGUACCGAUUUUGGAUGCAGAACCGUUCUGUGGUAGUGAAAGUAAAUGGGGCAGAGCAUGUACUGAACCGGUAUCAUGUGCAGGUGGGCUUACCCAGGCCUGAAUCCUACUCAGACGAUCUGGAAUUAGCUGAAGGACUCACUGAUGACCUUAAGGAGCAGCUAUGGGAGGAUCUCAAAGCGGGUGCAGAGUCUGGUUGGGACUUCACAUCACGCUGGUAUAUAGAUGGUGACAGCCACAAAAACAGCACCCUCAGAGAGACCCGCACCAGUCAGAUCCUGCCUACUGACCUCAAUGCUCUGCUGUGCCUCAAUGAGAACACUCUUGCUUCAUUUCACAGGAUCCUGGGUGAUGGUGACUCAGCUGCACUGUAUGACCACGCUGCAGCCCGCAGACAGGAGGCAAUAGAGUCUGUGCUGUGGGAUGCUGAGAGGGGAGCCUGGUUUGACUAUAGCCUGGUUACACGCUCCAAACACUUUGAGUUUUACCCCUCCAACCUGGCACCUGUUUGGGCACAGUGCUAUUCUCGGCCAGAGAUGGGCGAGAAGGCAGUACAGUAUCUGAAGAGGAGUGGUGCUCUCCAGUUCACCAACGGAGUUCCAACGUCGCUGAGAGAAUCUGGGCAGCAGUGGGACUAUCCUAAUGCAUGGCCUCCUUUACAGCACAUGCUCAUUGAUGGUUUAUCCAAACUGCCUUCAGAGAAUGCUAAACAACUAGCAUUUCAUUUGGCCCAGCGUUGGAUCAAGACAAACUGGUUGGCAUACAAGACGUAUGAAGCCAUGUUUGAAAAGUAUGAUGUCAACGGAGAUGGCAAACCUGGUGGUGGAGGAGAAUAUCAAGUUCAGCUGGGUUUUGGUUGGACCAGUGGCGUGGCCCUGCAGCUCCUGGACCAGUAUGGUGCAACUCUCACCUCAGAAAGCAGACUUGUGUCUUCUGGCCUCCUGCUGCCUCUGGUCAUUUCAGCUGCUGUCAUGCUUCAGUGAAUCAAAUGUGGCAAAAUAGCCUGACUGGUUACUUUAUUAUUUCUGGUUUCACUGCACUACAUCACUGUCCACUGACAGACUUCAAACAAGCACAAAUUGACAUUAAAAAUCAGACUAAAUUGUGCAUAUCUUAACAAGCUCUGGUAUUUUUCUAUAUCACAUAUGAUCAGGAUCACUUCAUUGCAUAAACAGGAUAUGAUUUAUCAUAAGUAAGAAUUCCUUUGAUUAAUAUUUUAGUAUUUAUCCUCGGAGGUAAAUGAUCUCUGGCGAUAUUAGAAGAUGCAGAUCAUGUAGGCUCUUCUGGACUCUCCAGUAAUGCAGGCUGUUAGUGCUUGCUGUUGCUCGGAUCACAACAUUAACUUGUCCCCGAUAUUGAACUGACAUUACAAACAGCUAUUCAGCUAAUUCAGUUGUAAAGUUUAUUGCUGAACUGUAGCUUAACUCCCUCUGAGGCCUUCUAUUUGCGAUCAAAUUGAUGUUGGAAUGUAAACGUGCUUGUGUGAGAAAUUAAAUGUGAAGUGAAAACA